Molecule: messenger RNA, 1119 nt
Organism: Aspergillus welwitschiae
Lineage: Eukaryota; Fungi; Ascomycota; Eurotiomycetes; Eurotiales; Aspergillaceae
Exons: 2
Coding region: 1-1119 (372 amino acids)
Source: RefSeq, a predicted model, not a curated record
AUGACUGGAAAAGAGAACACGCGUGGUAUUCUAUCACUUCCCCAGGAACUGUAUGAUGAGGUUACCCUUUUCUUUGCAAAUUUUGGCCUAGAUCCCAAGGCCCGAAUUACACGGUUGAUGUGCUUGCGUUUAGUCAGUGUGCCGUUUAAUCGAAGCGCCACUCGAGUUCUAUUAAGUGCCGUACGCUUGAGUGUGGGUCGCCGGUUAGAGACGCCUCAACUCCUCCACGCGCAGUCUCCGAGCAGCAUAAAGCCUAUAUUUACGAGCGACCUUUGUCAUUCCAUUCGAUACCUCACGGUCUGUUCCUCUCAAGCGUGCACAAACACUGUGGAACGACCAUAUGGCAACCUUUUUCAAUGCCUUAAAAGACUCCCUUCGUUACAGUACUUUGAAAUUGAUCACAACAAUUACUACUCGCACCCGCAGGUAGAUCUUAUGCUUUUGGCCCUAAAACAUGCGCACCGAUACCUUCCCAGACUGAGAGGAAUCAGAAUCAUUUCACCGUGGAGCUAUCUCAAGGAGGAUGGGCUGCCCCGCCUCUGCAGGCUCGAGGGUGUUCUACGCAAAUACCUGCCCCAACUUCAACAUAUUGAUAUCGAGUUCGCCUCUUGCUUGUGGUUUACUUCAGGCAAACUUGAGAAUCAAACUUUUCUUCCUCUUUUCCGUCUUGGCCGGGGGCUACGAUCCAUCAGCCUGGAAGGCCUCUGGAUGGGCGCCAACUGUCAUAAAAAGCAUAAACCGGGACGUUGGUUGCACCCAGACGCUCCAAUCGAGCGCAUACGACUCCAUACCAUGGUUGUACCUUUUGGAGUCCUGGCAAGGUUAUUGAGAUAUAAGAGAACAUUGGUGAGCCUGGACAUCAUGGGUGUGUCUCUCUCAACGGGUAAAUGGGAAGACUUUCUCCCAGAGAUCGACAAAUUUCCGUUGUCAUAUCGACAUAUCUCGUACCAUGGUUAUAAUGUACAUGAGAUAUAUAGAUUUUGCAGCAUGAAGUACUAUGAUCUCGUGCGAUCUGAUUAUAGUGAGUUACAGCAGAAGAUGCAAGCCUUGCCCCGGAGACGGAAGAUGGUUCCAAGGCCACUUGCGCGAUUUAGCGAGCAUGGGCUUCGCUUGCACUAG